Vicia faba (fava bean) is the source of this 957-nucleotide messenger RNA. The record is from the annotation of a GenBank genome assembly. NCBI's taxonomy places the organism in Eukaryota, Viridiplantae, Streptophyta, Magnoliopsida, Fabales, Fabaceae.
AUGGCCUACUACGACUCUUCAUAUUCUGGAUCUGAUUAUGGUGAGUACAAUUCCAACUCUUAUCCUGUCAAUUAUGAUUAUAAUCAAGUUCCAUCUUUUAUGACUUACAAUAGCUAUGACUACAAUCAACCAAAUUAUGGGUAUGAUUCAAGUUCAUAUUUUUCUGAUCCUAGUUAUUCAGAUCAUAGUUAUAAUAAUAACCACCAAACCAUAGCAUAUUCCACCACAUGUUUUAGUGACCCUAAAUAUCUUGUGUAUGAUCCCAAUUAUGGUAUGACUCAGCUUGUUCUAUCUUAUUCUACCUUGGAAUUCAAUGAACCUGCUUUUGAUGAAUAUGAUCCAACACCUUAUGGUGGUGGCUAUGACAUUGUUGAAACCUAUGGCAAGCCUCAACCACCUUCGGAUAAAAUCUGCUAUCCGAAGGUGAUUUUGGCUCCAAAUCCAACUCCAAUUCCGGUUCCGGUUCAUGUUCCGGUUCCUUCGGAGGAUGCAAAAAUUGAAGAGAAAGUAAUCAAGCCACAAAAUGAAACCAUAGAUCAAAUUGCUGUAGAAAAGCCAAAGUCUGAAGAUAGUACUAUAAAAGAAACUAUUGAGGUAAAUGAAGGUGAAGAAUCUGAAGAUAGUGACUAUAGUGAGGAAAAUGAUGCUGAAGAGGAUGAUGAUGAUAACAACAAUUCAGGAUCUAGUUAUGAGAAGGAAGUGACUCCUCCUCAAUAUCCUAGUGGAUAUGGAUUAGAAACUGUGGAUAUAUGUGAAAGCUUGUUUGGUUAUUGGCCAUGUUUGGCAAAAAUGAAGAGAGAAAGUUGUUGUAAUGGAUCAAUUCAUAGAGAGAAUAAUUGUCAGGAGAAUAUGUGGAAAGGAACUGCAGAUUAUCUGUUUGGAAAUCCAUAUCCAUAUGGUGGGAGAAGGGAUGAUGAUUAUGGAGGAGAGUUUUUCUAUGGUUAUGAAAGGCAUUGA